Alternaria triticimaculans is the source of this 825-nucleotide messenger RNA. RefSeq lists its product as uncharacterized. Lineage: Eukaryota; Fungi; Ascomycota; Dothideomycetes; Pleosporales; Pleosporaceae. Bases 1 to 825 code for a protein of 274 amino acids. The transcript is spliced from 2 exons. The record is from RefSeq and is a predicted model, not a curated record.
AUGUUAGCCAAGAUACAUGAACCUGAACAACUUGAUGCUCCCCUCGCACCACUUCAGAUUGAGAACUCGAUGCUUGCGCAAGACGACUUCGACUUUGACAUCAACGAUGAUGACCUGCUCACAUUGACAUCCGAGAUUGACGACGCAUGUCCUGACCUUGCAAAUGCUGCUUUGAACCGCUCUGUGCAGCCCGGGGAUAGGGACGAUGACAGACUGCGUCACCCUCCCGGCACCUGUGCGGAUGCCCCUAUCAUACUUGAUGGAAGUCCUGACAAGAAGACCUGUCAGCCCGUGUCAAAGCAAUUCACUUCCCCGGUCACUCUCACGACGCGCCUGCAAGCCGCAACUGGCAAUCUAGGUUCAUCGAAGAUACGCAAACCAUUUGUCAGGCCACCAUUUCCAGAGGCUGUCCGUGAUCGCUCACCCAUCAUCGGUCUUUCGUCAAACCUACUGCUCAGGACAUGUUUCCGCAUCGGUGAAGUGAUUAACCAAAGCUGUCAGGCAUCCAAAUCAGGGAAGCACAUCAUGAUUGAGAUGUAUGCCAGAGUGCUUACUUCUGAGCGGACUAGUACAGAACAGCAGUUCACCUUCUGCGACCUCUUCCACGCCAAGCCACCUUACAUCAAGGCAGUGUAUAAUGCUGCUAUCUGGAAGUCGGUGCAGCUCUCCGAGUACGACAGCAGAAGACUGUUACAGCAAGGGCGGAUCUGCCGCUGCAUUGGCACCAUGAAGCGCGAGGAUAAGGAAUGGACAAUGACAGUCCUCAACAUCUGGGAAGCAACUUGGGAGGACAUUGAGUGGGUGCAAGGAAUUGUGGACUCUUAG